Molecule: messenger RNA, 1449 nt
Organism: Melanotaenia boesemani (Boeseman's rainbowfish)
Lineage: Eukaryota; Metazoa; Chordata; Actinopteri; Atheriniformes; Melanotaeniidae
Product: zinc finger protein OZF-like
Exons: 2
Coding region: 115-1341 (408 amino acids)
Biological process (GO): regulation of transcription by RNA polymerase II
Molecular function (GO): RNA polymerase II cis-regulatory region sequence-specific DNA binding; DNA-binding transcription factor activity
Source: RefSeq, a predicted model, not a curated record
GAAGUAAACAGUAUGUUAUGCUAAUAGCGUAGUUUAUUUUCCUCUUGUGUGGAUUGAUCAGGAAGACGGUUGUGUUAAACUAUCUCGGAUGAAUAUUUCAGUGUUUCAGCAACAAUGUAUUCGGUUCAGCAUCUGAGGGAGUUUAUCACGGAGCGACUAAAUGCUGCAGCUAAAGAAAUAUUCACAGAGUUGGAAAAAACUAUCGUCCAGUACGAGGAAGAGAUCGAUCGUCAGCGCAGACUGCUGGACAUCAUCUGGAAACCACAAAGAAAUUCCCACACAACAGAGGCUCCUCAUCAAUAUGUCUUCAAGGAGGAUGAAACUGUUCAAGAUGACCAGCAGCUCUGCGACCAGAAGCUGAACUCAAACCUGGAUCAGGAGCAACCAGAGUCUGCACGUGUUAAAGAGGAACAGGAGGAACUCCUUAUCAACCAGGGAGGAGAGCUUUUUCUGAAGGAUGAAACUGAUGACUUUUCAGUUACUUCUGCUCAUGGGGAAAAUGACUGCGAUUAUCAAAAAUCAUCGAACAGGGACUAUAUUCCCUCUUACACCUCUCCUGUAGACGAACAUUCGCAUUUAGAUGGAAGCACAGUUGAAGACUCAGGACCAACCAGAUAUGCAGAUAGGAAACCAGAAAAUAAUUGUCAAACGAAGACAAAUCAUGUAGGAGAGUCAUCUCUGUCAGAGAGUCAUUGUAAUACUGACCACUCUGCUGAGAAGCAGUGUUUGUUUAACACUUGUGGAAAAAGGUUUCUCAACCCAUCAUCUCUUAGAAGAUAUAAAACAGUCCAUAAGAAACAAUAUUCCUGUAAAACGUGUGGGAAAACAUUUAUGGACAAAACUAAGCUCACUGUUCAUGCGAGAACUCACACAGGUGAGAGGCCAUACUUAUGUCAAACUUGUGGAAAAUGUUUCAGUAGUAAGUCUAAUUUUUUGCGCCACAUGAGAAUUCACACAGGUGAGAAACCAUAUUCUUGUCAAAAAUGUGGCAAAUGUUUCAGUCAUAACUCCGAUUUUUUGCGCCACAUGAGAAUUCACACAGGUGAGAAGCCAUAUUCUUGUAAGACAUGUGGAAAAUGUUUCAGUCAAAGCUCUUCAUUGUUGCGCCACAUGAGAAUUCACCUAGGUGAGAAGUCAUAUUCUUGUAAGACAUGUGGAAAAUGUUUCAGUCAAAGCUCUUCAUUGUUGCGCCACAUGAGAAUUCACCUAGGUGAGAAGUCAUAUUCUUGUCAAAUAUGUGGCAAAAGUUUCAGUCAUAACGCUGCUUUUUUGUGCCACAUGAAAAUUCAUACAGGUUACAAGUCAUAUUCAUGUCAAACAUGGCAAAUGUUUCAGUCAUAACUCCGAUUUUUUGCGCCAAAUGAGAAUUCACAGUGGUGAGAAGCCAUAUUCUUGUGAGACAUGUGUAAAAUGUUUCCAAAAAAAUGUUAAUUUUUUAUAACACAUGAG